UUUCCAGGUCACUCUCAACAUGGAGAGUGGAGCGGGGAAGCACUGGACUGAGGAGGAGGUUAAAGCCUUGCUAAGCAUCUGGUCAGAGAAAAGCAUCAGGAAGCAGCUCCACGGCACCCUGAGGAAUAAAGGAAUAUUCAUCUACAUUGCCAAAAGGCUGCAGGACUUAGGAGUUUGCAGAGAUUGGAAACAGUGCCGGGCAAAGUACAAAAACCUGAAGUAUGAAUACAGAACGGUUAAAUACGCCCGCAACUCCGGGGAUGCCACUAAAACCAUGAAGUUUUUUCAUGACCUGGAUGCCAUACUGCGAUGCGAACCUGUCGCACACUUGGCCGCCGAGGGGAACAGCAGGUGCUCUGCCACCGAGACGCGGCUCAACGCCAGCCCCGCCGCAGACAGCAGCCAAGGUGAAUUAUCAGUUUCUUUAGAAGACGAUGAGGAUGCUCCAGGAGAUCCACUACUUUUUAUGUCACAUGUCAGACCAGUUCAACUAGGUAAUCCACCGCCAGCAGUAGAGGCUUCCAAAACACCGGCUUUCAUUCCAACAGUAGCAAACGAAGGAGGAAAACACUGGACUGUUAAUGAAGUCAGAGCUCUGAUACACAUAUGGUCAGACAAAAAUAUCCAGCAACAACUGGAGGGGACAGUGAGAAACAAAAGAAUAUUUGAGCAGGUUGCUGCUAGACUUCAAAAGUUCGGAAUUGACAGGGACUGGAAGCAGUGCAGGACAAAAUAUAAAAAUCUGAAACAUGAAUACAAGAGCAUAAAAAAUGGCCAAGACUCAGGGAGUACAAGUAGAAGCAUGAAAUUUUUUAAUGAACUGGAUGCUAUUCUGGGGCACGGUACCAUGGAACAAGCAAGUAAAUCAGAUAAUGAGGAAAGUGAGAGGCCUCCAGAAUGGACAAAAGCAAAAUCAGGAAAGGACUCCAUGGAAAUACCUGGAGACACAGGUGAAGAGGACUCUGUUAGUAAUUUGUCUGAAGACCUACAGGUUGCAGAUAUAAAGAAAGUUUCUGACUCAGAUGAUGUUACUGUAAAUACCUCUCCAGAGAAUCUGGCAGCUUUUCAUAUAAGGAAAGAAACAGCUAUGACAAAAAUCCUUGAAGAUGAGGAGGACUUCAGCAAUUCCACCCUGGCAGCUCUAGAAGCUACACAAAUAAAGAAGGAGACGAUUGAUAUAGAUGAUGAUUCUAUAAGCUCUACCUCAGAAGACAGAUCAUGUACGCCACUAGCAAAACAGAUAGUUGGGACAGAUAAUCAUAUCCCCUUGGAAGAAGCACAGAAUCACUUUAAAGUUAUUACAGUUAAUGAUACUGGAGCAGGAAAACACUGGAGUGACAACGAAGUCAGAGCUCUGAUAAAUAUAUGGUCAGAUGAAAAGAUACAGCAAAUGCUUGAAGGGGCAACAAGAAAUAAAGAAAUAUUUGAGGAAAUUGCCAGAAGGUUAAUGAAACGUGGAAUAGACAGAGACUGGAAACAGUGUCGCACGAAGUACAAGAACCUAAAAUAUGAAUAUCGUGCACUGCAGAAAGAAAAUGAACAUCUUGGUAAUCCCAGGAGAAAAAUGCGAUUUUACGACGAAGUUGACUGUAUCUUAAGAAGACAGCCUCUAGGUCCAUCAAGCUGGGGAUGUGAAAGUUCAAGCCUCCUGUCAGUUUCAGUGGGAGAUGUUACAGCAAACACAGGAUCCUUGGGUAUCAAGAGAAAAACAUGGAAUGAUGAGAUGUCACCCAUUCCACUUAAGAAAAGUGCUUCUGAAAACACCAUAUUCCAGUUUCAAAAACUAUUAACAGAGAGAGUGAACACAGUAACAGAAGGCAAAAAGUUACUGUUAGAAAGGCUUUGUAAGCAGGAAGAAAUGCAAGAUCUCAACAGAACACAGCUGUAUGCUCAUCCAUCAGCCAUGCAACAGGUGCCUGUUGCUGCUGCUGCCGCCGCCAUGGCCCCCGCCGCCUCAGAACUGAAACUUGGUAAAAAGGUUAAUGAAGGUAAAACGAAAGAAGUGUACGAGUUGCCAGAUAUCCCGGGAUGCGUUCUGAUGCAGUCCAAGGACCAAAUAACGGCAGGGAAUGCUGCCAGGAAGGACCGGAUGGAGGGGAAGGCUGCCAUCUCCAACACCACCACCAGCUGCGUGUUCCAGCUGCUGCAGGAAGCAGGAAUCAAAACAGCUUUUGUCAGGAAACAGAGUGACACAGCUUUCAUAGCAGCUCAUUGUGAAAUGAUCCCAAUUGAAUGGGUCUGCAGAAGAAUUGCUACUGGCUCUUUCCUCAAAAGAAACCCUGGUGUCAAAGAAGGCUAUAAGUUUUACCCACCCAAAAUUGAGAUGUUUUACAAGGAUGAUGCUAAUAACGAUCCGCAGUGGUCUGAGGAGCAGCUAAUUGAAGCAAAAUUCUGUUUCGCUGGACUUACUAUUGGCAAGACUGAAGUGGAUAUUAUGGCUCGUUCUACUCAAGCUAUUUUUGAGAUCCUGGAAAAAUCAUGGCAGCCCCAAAACUGCACUCUAGUGGACCUGAAGAUUGAAUUUGGUGUUAAUAUUUUGACCAAAGAAAUUGUUCUUGCUGAUGUAAUUGAUAAUGAUUCAUGGAGACUGUGGCCAUCAGGAGACAGAAGCCAGCAGAAGGACAAACAGUCCUAUCGAGACCUGAAGGAAGUGACUCCUGAAGCAUUACAGAUGGUUAAGAGAAACUUUGAAUGGGUUGCAGAAAGAGUAGAGUUGCUUCUGAAAACGAAGAGCCAAGGUAGAGUUGUAGUACUGAUGGGAUCUACUUCUGACCUUGGCCACUGUGAGAAAAUAAAGAAGGCAUGUGCAACCUUCGGAAUUCCUUGUGAGUUAAGAGUAACCUCUGCUCACAAAGGGCCAGAUGAAACUCUGAGGAUUAAAGCAGAAUACGAAGGAGAUGGAAUCCCAACUGUGUUUGUUGCAGUAGCUGGCAGAAGCAAUGGUUUAGGGCCAGUAAUGUCUGGUAACACUGCUUACCCUGUUGUCAACUGUCCUCCCCUCUCAUCUGACUGGGGUGCUCAGGAUGUGUGGUCCUCUCUCAGGCUACCCAGUGGUCUUGGCUGUCCCACUACUUUGUCACCUGAAGGAGCUGCUCAGUUUGCUGCCCAGAUAUUUGGGUUAAACAACCACUUGGUGUGGGCCAAACUGCGAUCAAACAUGUUAAAUACAUGGAUCUCCUUGAAGCAGGCUGACAAAAAAUUGCGGGAGUGCACCUUGUAAGUCCAACAAGUAACUCUUACUAUCUACACAAAGAUAAGGGCGUGCAUAUGCAUCAGGAUUUGCAGUUGGAUGACGUGGGAAAUCUUUUCUUACAGAAGGAAGCAUCUUUAGAGCAACAGAUAAGUCUGCUAUGUCCUCAUCCCUCUCUUGUGUAUGUUUUUCUUUUUUAGUAUCACCACUUAGUAAAAGAUGAAAAGAUAAUAUUUUAGUUAUCUUUCUGUUGUUCUGAAAUAGUGCUGUUCUGCUCUUUAGUGUAUACUGUUAACUACGGAUGAUAGUUAUGUCAACAUAAUGAUUUGGUGUGAUUUAAAUAGAAAUCCACUUGUUUUCUGUUUUUUUUUCUGUAAAGAUAACAUUCUUCCAUAGAAAUAAUGUAUGUCCAGAAGCUUGUUAACUCAAUGGGACUGCUAACUAAAACUAGUGCUGAUACUGUUCUGCUUGUAAUGAUGGUAUGCUUUCUUUUAGCAAUAAAAUGGCAACAUAUGCUGUAUUAAUAAGAAAAUAGGCUAAGAAUAAGUAAGAGCCUGAAAGAAAUAAUUGCCUUAUUUAAAAAAAAACAUAUAUUUUUUCAUGUGUACGUGUGUGUAUGUAUAUACACCUCAUCAAUAACUAAUCAAAUGAUUUGAUAAAAUUAACAGUUCUCUUGUUCGUGACAAGCUCUAAUUUUGAAUGGAACCGUAACUGGGCUUGUUGCCUACAUGCUGUAUAACUCUUGACUAGUCCAGUCUUUGCCCUUUAAAUAUUAGGCAGAUUGCCCAUGGACAUACGUGACACUGUCAAAUUAUCCUCAUACACUUCAAUGUAUCUAUGCUCCCUCAGUCUUUGUUUCUGUGGGAAUUAUACUGAACUGAAGGUGGGAAUAAACAGUAAAGCAGCAAAAUACCAGGGAAAGCCUAAGCAUGACUGUCUUGUCUUUGCACACAACAUUCUUCAGAGUAGGUACUGAUUCCAAGAAAUAUGCAAUUACUCAAUGUAUGUACAACUUAUGCUUUUAUAAUUAAAUAAAACUAUUGAAUUCAAAGUUGCUUCAUGGAGACCUGGUAAGAUACUCAUACACUAAGUCAUCAGCUCUUAAGCUACAUGUAAAAGAAGCUUAUGCAUUAAAGCAGCAUAAAAUAGUA
Molecule: messenger RNA, 4341 nt
Organism: Numida meleagris (helmeted guineafowl)
Lineage: Eukaryota; Metazoa; Chordata; Aves; Galliformes; Numididae
Exons: 19
Coding region: 20-3220 (1066 amino acids)
Biological process (GO): 'de novo' IMP biosynthetic process
Molecular function (GO): phosphoribosylaminoimidazolesuccinocarboxamide synthase activity
Source: RefSeq, a predicted model, not a curated record